Messenger RNA from Ochotona curzoniae (black-lipped pika), 1764 nucleotides. It is a transcript of the gene MCFD2, whose product is annotated as multiple coagulation factor deficiency 2, ER cargo receptor complex subunit. The record is from RefSeq and is a predicted model, not a curated record. The transcript has 4 exons. Gene Ontology annotation, molecular function: calcium ion binding. Lineage: Eukaryota; Metazoa; Chordata; Mammalia; Lagomorpha; Ochotonidae. Bases 89 to 529 code for a protein of 146 amino acids.
CUGGGGACCGGGACUGGGGAGGCUCAGGCUGGAGGGCUUCUCGUCCGCGGCGGGGGCAGCGAGCGUGCCAGUGACCGUGACCGUGACCAUGACGUCCCUACAGCUGCUCAGAGCCCCCUUGUUGUGUGGGCUGCUCUGGGCCGUUUGCACCCCAGGCGCCAGGGCCGAGGAGCCGGCAGCCAGUGUCUCUCAUUCGGGCAGUGUGGGUCUGGAUAAGAACACGGUGCAUGACCAAGAGCAUAUCCUGGAACAUCUAGAAGGUGUCAUCAACAAGCCAGAGGCAGAGAUGUCACCCCAGGAACUGCAGCUGCACUAUUUCAAAAUGCAUGAUUAUGAUGGCAACGGCUUGCUCGAUGGCCUAGAACUCUCCACUGCCAUCACACAUGUCCACAAGGAGGAAGGGAACGAACAGGCACCACUAAUGAGUGAAGAUGAACUGAUUAACAUAAUCGAUGGCGUUUUGCGAGAUGAUGACAAGAACAACGACGGAUACAUCGACUACGCGGAAUUUGCCAAAUCCCUGCAGUAGUAGGCUCUCGGGCUGCCUGCUGGUUUCGUGCAAAUGUGACCUGAGAAAAUGUGAUUGAACACUCUCCCUAAUGCAGAAUAACUCGCUGUUGUAGCAUUUUUGGUAAAAACUGAGAGCAAUUUGUCAUUCUUGGGUAGGAAGAGAACUCAAGAAUUUUAAGAGAAGCAAAAUGGCAUGUUUUCUAAUCCCUCAGUGUUCUUAAAAUUGCUGAUUGGAUGUGGGCACAAUUAUAGAAUUCUUGUAAGAGUACUGUAACUGGAGCCAAGAACUGCCAGUGUCUCGAUUUUAAUAUAUGCUGCCCAAAAAGUAAGACAACAGGCCAAGUGGCCACACUCUGAAUGACCAGAGUGGAACACAGCCAAUGCCAAAUGUCCCCAGCGGGUCGUGCCUCUUCAGGUCCACAGUGUCUGUCCCUCGGACCUGCUAGAGUGCUGGUGCUGGAGGAACAGGUAUUUGCUAUGUCAAAGCCACCACCUGAGAGGAAUGUUAAAUAUUGCUUGGAGCUGGUCGUGGGGUCUAAGAUUGUGUAGCCCCUGGCAUUCUGGAGAUGCCCCCCCAGCAGCUCAAGCAAUGAACCUGCCCUGGAUUUUCAGUGUUGUGUACAACUACUGCCCUACCCCUCUGCUCUUCUGUCUUUAGCCUGGGAGAGACUUGAAUGUAAGCGCUCUCUCACCAGCAGCCACUGUUUCCACCUUAUGAAUCUUUGUGCUCCACUCUCGUCUCCAGGGUUUGAUAUUUGCAGCUGAGAAGAACCAGUAAGAUACCCAGAGGGAUAAAAAAUGCUAGCUGACCGACCCCAGACAGGGUAUAACAGACCUACCACCCAAUCCAGGUCCUGAAUAGAAGGGAUGUUGUAUGAAUUAUCUCUGCUAGCCGGAAGACAUGAAUUCCUUCCAAUCAGAAAAGAUGAGAAAAUCGAGCAUGCAAAUGUGCCACCAGUGUGCGGCUUAGCAGUGUUGGAGGAGUGGCAGUGGAUUGUCUUUGCUGAACACAGCAGACAUGCUAGAGUGGAAAGCCCAAAGGGAUGGUUGAGUGGAAGAAACAGCGUGGAAUGAGCUAUGAGAUGCAUAGAGACUUAUUUUCCUUACUAAAAUAUUCUUAUAAAGAAACCUAUGUAUUUGUAAAAAAGAGUUUCCUGUGUCAAGUAUUUGUGCAAUCAAAGCUGACUUAUAAACUAUUCUUGUACUAUCUGGUUAUUUUAAAAAGAUUUAUAUAAUGAAUACUGGAUACAUGAU